Molecule: messenger RNA, 586 nt
Organism: Closterium sp. Naga37s-1
Lineage: Eukaryota; Viridiplantae; Streptophyta; Zygnematophyceae; Desmidiales; Closteriaceae
Source: the annotation of a GenBank genome assembly
AGACGAAUACGCCAUCCUGCCUGCCUUGCCAGAACCGUCCAGCAGUGAGAAAAAGCCAGUCAACCUGACGGAGAAAAACGUGGACGGAGAGGAGAAGUUGUCACGUCCCAUAGGCUCCUCCACAUCUUCCUCCUCCUCCUCCUCCUCCUCCUCCUCCUCCUCCUCCUCCUCCUCCUCCUCCUCCUCCUCCUCCUCCUUCUACCUCCAAGACCACAAGCUCGCCAUCGCCAUGCCAGCUGUCCCCCCGCUAUUCGCUUCUGCUUCGGCACGUCUGCAGGGAAUGAGAGGGGAGGGGGGCGGUCAGGUGGAAAAAGCUGGAGGAGGAGGAGAAAAGGAGGAGAAGGAGGAUACGAAGAAUGAGGAUGAGGAGGAGGAGGAGAAGGAUGCGGAGAGAGAGGAGGUAGAUCUGGUGACCCGGGCGCUGGUGCUGGUGAACGGCGAGCACAGCACGGCAUGGCAUCACAGAUGCUUGGGCUCACCGUCGCUUUGUGAUUGGCCACUUGGCUCGGCUUUACCUCUUGCAACAAAGGUGGCAGCAGCAGCAGCAGCAGCAGCAGCAGCAGCAGCAAGAGGAGCCUUUGAAUAA